Messenger RNA from Acinonyx jubatus (cheetah), 1637 nucleotides. RefSeq names its product DAN domain BMP antagonist family member 5 (gene DAND5). The record is from RefSeq and is a predicted model, not a curated record. Gene Ontology annotation, molecular function: morphogen activity. Gene Ontology annotation, biological process: determination of heart left/right asymmetry; signal transduction involved in regulation of gene expression. The coding region runs from base 372 to 944 and encodes 190 amino acids. The transcript is spliced from 2 exons. NCBI's taxonomy places the organism in Eukaryota, Metazoa, Chordata, Mammalia, Carnivora, Felidae.
CUGAAACCCGAGAGGCGUGGCUGGAAUUGUCUGAUUUUGCUAAACGGAGGGAUGGAUGUGCCCCAGACCUAGAAAGGAGCCCCCUCAGAGCCUCCAGGCAUCGUGCCCCUGAGUCCCUGUUUCCAGACUUGCCUUUCCCAGUCCCCACGGCCCACACACCCACAGACCCAGCCCCCCGGCUCCCUGCCAGGCUGGUGGGGGGAGGGGUGGGAACCCAGCAGGCCUCAGUUUAUUUUCCUUCCCACUGUGGGUUUGCAGAGGUUGGGGGAAAGCCAUUUAAAGCAGGUCCGAAGGGCCUCGGUUCCACCCACCAGACAGCAGGGUCGACUGCCCAGGACCCUGAGCCCAGUCCCAGGUUGACAGACGGACAGAUGUUCCUCCGCCAGCUGAUUGCUCUCCUGAGCCUGCUCAGUGGGGCCCACUUGCCCACAGGCUUUGGGAGGCCCGGACCCCAGGGGCCCCCAUCUCGGCUCUGGGCUGCCACCAAUGAGACCCGGGCUCUGGGCCGAGGGGUCCCAGCCUCCCAGGUACAAUCCUCUGCCCUCAGCAGCUGGAAGGCCUUCUUGGGCCUGCAGAAAACUGGCCGGCUGGGGAGAGGUAGUCUGCAGCAGGGGCAGGAAGCGGCCCCCACCAUGUCUCUGCCCCUGGACCCGCACGAAGUGACCCGGGAGAGGUGCCAGGCUGUGCCGUUCACCCAGGUGAUCUCCCAGCCCGGCUGCACGGCAGUUCACCUCCGAAACCACCUCUGCUUUGGCCACUGCUCGUCCCUCUACGUCCCCGGCUUGGACCCCACCCCACUCGUCCUUUGCAACAGCUGUGUGCCCACUCGAAAGCGCUGGGCACCCGUGGUCCUGUGGUGUCGGGCGAGCGGCCCCGGCUCCCGUCGACGGAUGAAGACGGCUACUGUGCUGGUUGAAGGAUGUCAGUGCAGCCCGAAGGCGUGAUCUGAGCACGAUGGAGGGACACGCAAAUGUGCACAUCUUGGGGAGACGGGGGCAGACGCGCCCAGAAAGAUGCCAACCUGGGUCAUGUACGCUGGGUCGAGAGACUAGGGACACAGGGACAGCCUGACAGGUCUCCAGCGUCCCUGCCCUGCUCCCAGGGACACCAGGCACGUCCCCAGCUGUGGGGGUGGGCCACUCAUAAUCAUAGCACUCAGUUUACCAGGCCCUGCGCUAAGCGUUUGACACACGCUGACUUACGUCAUCCCCAAAGCAGCCCAAUGAGAUGGGGGUUAGUAUCACCCUAUUUUACAGAGAAGGAAACUGAGGUUCUAAGAGGCAAAGCCACUCGCUCAGGUCCCACAGCAGUAAGUGGCAGGUCUGGCAUUCGAAUCCUGGACAGUGUGGCACCCAACGUUGACCCCUAGGCUGGACCUCCUCUCCCAGAAUGAAAGACACGCUCCCAGCUACAGGGAGGACAGAUGGUCCCACACGGACCAGGAGACACAGGGAUGACCCCGUCCUAGGGUCCCCCCCCAAGAAACCAAGACAGGGAGGCAGACAUAGCUGCUGGGGGAGACUUGGGCCCCCCAAGUCAGAGGCAGGACCCGUGUGAUCCCAGCGCCCCUCCUGCCCCACUCCCUUAACUUUCCACACAGCCCCACGCACAGUGUGGUAUUGAACAGGAACCAUAAA